Molecule: messenger RNA, 1424 nt
Organism: Pteronotus mesoamericanus
Lineage: Eukaryota; Metazoa; Chordata; Mammalia; Chiroptera; Mormoopidae
Gene: SLC50A1
Product: solute carrier family 50 member 1
Exons: 6
Coding region: 105-770 (221 amino acids)
Biological process (GO): carbohydrate transport
Cellular component (GO): membrane
Molecular function (GO): sugar transmembrane transporter activity
Source: RefSeq, a predicted model, not a curated record
GCGAGCGUGUGGGGCCUGGGACGUGGAGGGGCGGGGCCCCUUCGAAGCGGGGGCCCUGCCACCAACUAGACUGUCCCCGGCGCUGGGCGCCUACUUUGAGAGAGAUGGAGACAGGCGGCGUGGCGGACACCCUUCUUUCUGGAGCUUGCGUGGUCUUCACCCUCGGCAUGUUCUCCACCGGCCUCUCUGACCUCAGGCACAUGUGGAUGACCCGCCGAGUGGACAGUGUCCAGUUCCUGCCCUUUCUCACCACGGAUGUCAACAACCUGAGCUGGCUGAGUUAUGGGACCUUGAAGAGAGAUGGGACCCUAAUUGUUGUCAACGCUGUGGGUGCUGUGCUUCAGACCUCAUAUAUCUUGGUGUAUCUGCACUACUGCCCUCGGAAGCGUGCUGUGCUCCUACAGACAGCAGCCCUGCUGGGGGUCCUCCUCCUGGGUUUUGGCUACUUUUGGCUCCUGGUGCCCAGCAUUGAGGCCAGGCUUCAGCAGCUGGGCCUCUUCUGCAGUGUCUUCACCAUCAGUAUGUACCUGUCACCACUGACUGAUUUGGCCAAAGUUAUUCAGACUAAGUCAAUCCAACGUCUCUCCUUCUCACUGACCAUUGCCACCCUCCUCACCUCUGCCUCCUGGAUCUUCUAUGGGUUUCGACUCAGAGACCCCUACAUCAUGGUGCCCAACCUUCCAGGAAUCCUCACCAGCUUCAUUCGCCUCUGGCUUUUCUGGAAGUACCCUCAGGAGCAAGACAGGAACUAUCAGCUCCUACAAACCUGAGGCAGUUCACCUGACCACAGGGCACUCUAAUGCCAACUUGUUACCAAAGAGGUUCAAACCAACCUGUUUCAGCUCUUCUGUCUUACCAGCUCCACAGGUGCCAUGGGUUACGGGAAAGAUAAAGAGACAACUUUGAGAAUCUGGGGAUCAAAGAAAGAGCUUUACUUAGAAGAUUGGGUGAGGCCUGGGAGAUGAUGCACUUAUUUUUUAGAGAUUAUAUUUUUUAAUUUUGGAGGCUGGAAGUGAAAUCUUUAGAAUGUGCCUUAAAAUAAACUGUUCCCUACCAUGCCCAUUAAGGUUCAUUCUCUAUUCAGUGAUUCUCAACCUGCCUGGUUUGGUGAAGGACAAAGGUGCACUGCGUGAUCAGUUAUCCUUGGGCUGAUACGGUUGGCUCGGGAAAGGUAUCAAAAAGAACAAGGGCAACCUAGGAGAGACCUAGGAAGGCCUUAACAAGGACAGAGCUUGGAUGUUAUGAAGAAGAAUGUAAGUUAGGCUUCAAGAUGUACUUCCUGACGGGGUUAAAAGGACCAGAAAAGUGAAACAUUUCCAUCCUUCGAUUUUGAGAAGGGGGUCUUUGCCUCCUUUCAAAUAAAAAGGAGAAACACCAGCAGGAUGCAAAGAUAAAAGUUCGGAUGACCUCAGAAAGGUGGCUUG